Messenger RNA from Lathyrus oleraceus (garden pea), 363 nucleotides. RefSeq lists its product as uncharacterized. NCBI's taxonomy places the organism in Eukaryota, Viridiplantae, Streptophyta, Magnoliopsida, Fabales, Fabaceae. The record is from RefSeq and is a predicted model, not a curated record. The transcript has a single exon. The coding region runs from base 1 to 363 and encodes 120 amino acids.
AUGGACUUAGUUUGUCUAUCAUUGAAUCAAAUUGAUGUUAUCCUUGGAAUGAACUGGUUGGAGUUAAACCAUGUUCAUAUCAACUAUUUCGAUAAGCCAGUGUCAUUUCUAGAGUUUGAUACAAGUGAUGAGUUGUUUAUGUCUACCAAGCAAGUGGAUGAGUUUAUGAGGGAUGAUGCUGAGGUUUUUAUGAUACUAGCUUCUAUGAAGACUAAAAGUAAAGCUACAAUUGGUGAGUUAUUUGUGGUGUGUGAUUUUCCUGAAGUGUUUUCAAAUGAUAUUAGUGAUUUCCCACUGAAGCGCGAGGUUAAGUUCACCAUAGACUUAGUACCUGGUACUAGUCUUGUGUCGCUGACUCCUUAA